Molecule: messenger RNA, 975 nt
Organism: Encephalitozoon hellem ATCC 50504
Lineage: Eukaryota; Fungi; Microsporidia; Unikaryonidae
Product: ribonucleoside-diphosphate reductase
Exons: 1
Coding region: 1-975 (324 amino acids)
Biological process (GO): deoxyribonucleotide biosynthetic process
Cellular component (GO): cytosol
Molecular function (GO): ribonucleoside-diphosphate reductase activity, thioredoxin disulfide as acceptor
Source: RefSeq, a predicted model, not a curated record
AUGAGCCAUGAAGUUGAGCCAUUGCUGAAUCCGGAGGAGGAGAGAUUUGUGCUGUUUCCUAUAAAAUACAUAGACAUAUGGAAGCUGUACAAGAAGGCCGAGAGCUCCUUCUGGACUGUGGAAGAGGUUACGCUUGACAAGGACAUUGAGGAUUGGGGAAAGCUGAAUGCGGGUGAGAAGCACUUUAUCUCGCAUGUCCUUGCCUUUUUUGCAGCCUCUGACGGGAUUGUCAAUCUCAACCUGCUCGAGAGGUUUUCGAACGAGGUCAAGAUACUUGAGGCGAAGUUCUUCUAUGGAUUCCAAAUGGCGAUUGAGAACAUUCAUAGUGAGAUGUAUAGCUUGCUCAUUGAUACAUACAUAAAGGAUGCAGCCGAGAAGGACUUUUUGUUCAAUGCGAUCAAGAACAUCCCGUCUGUGGGGGACAAGGCUGACUGGGCAAUAAGAUGGAUUGAGGACAAGGACUCGAGCUUUGCAACCAGGCUUGUAGCAUUUGCCUGUGUGGAGGGGAUAUUCUUUUCUGGAGCGUUUGCAUCGAUAUUCUGGCUGAAGAAGAGGGGGCUGAUGCCUGGGCUGACGUUUUCGAACGAGUUGAUAAGUAGGGAUGAGGGGCUACACUGCGAGUUUGCAUGCCACCUCCACAGGUAUCACCUGAGAAACAAGUGUACAAGAACAAAGGAGAUUGUGAUGGAUGCCGUGAGGAUUGAGAAGGAUUUCCUGAGCAACAGCUUGCCUGUGAAGCUCAUAGGGAUGAACUGCGAUCUCAUGUGCAAGUAUAUAGAGUUUGUAGCUGAUACGUUGCUGGAGAAUCUUGGGGAGGAGAAGAUAUACCACACUGCAAAUCCGUUUGACUUUAUGGAGAACAUUUCCCUGGUUGGAAAGACAAACUUCUUCGACAAGAGGGAAUCCCAAUACCAAAAGGCAUUUGUGGGAAUUGAGAAUGGAAACGAUUCCUUUAGGAUAGACGUAGAUUUUUGA